AUGACCCAAAUGCGGCAAAAUUCCUGCAAUUGUUGGCGUACUUCAACAAUCAGAACCUUUGGGUACGGGCUUUUUCACGACGGACUUACCGAGGUAUCUCCUAAACGACUUAAGAAAUUGAGAUCCUGGUUCGGUAAACAGAGGCUUGGGUACAAGGGGUUUCGCAAGGGACUCACAGAAGAACCGCCCACGUGGCUCUAUAUAUUGCUCAAGAACGAUCAUUCAGUUCAAGGAGUAAUGAAAACCUUGACAGACUUUUACUUCCUCGAAGCUAACCCGGGAUCAAGAUCAUGGAGCAUGCACAACUGUGUGCAUGAUUGGACAUUGGCCGCCCUUGAUAGGACCAUUGAUGUUACAUACUACUGGUAUGCUCUCAAUUGCGUUGAUGCGACCAUCAGUGGGUUUGAUAUCGAUUUCUAUGGUCGUAUCACUUUUUCACGCUCAGCUGGUCAUGCAACCCGACUAGUGCAACAGCAGUUCCUCAAAACCAUUACCCAGUUUGCUGCCGCUGCGGAAUUUUGCACGCGGGCACUCAAUGGCUACGAGAAAGCACUAGGGCCAAACCACAUAUCGACUCUUUUCACUGUUGGUGACCUCGGGAAUCUAUAUUAUAACCAAGGCAAGCUGGAUCAGGCUGAGAAGAUGUUCACACGGGCGCUCACUGGCUACGAGAAAGCGCUUGGAUCAGACCACAUAUGGACUGUCUUGACUGUCAACAACCUUGAGCGUCUAAAUUGUGACCAUGGCAAUUCGAGUAAGCAGGUUCAUUUAUCUGGCGAGCAGGCGCUUUAA
Molecule: messenger RNA, 792 nt
Organism: Penicillium olsonii
Lineage: Eukaryota; Fungi; Ascomycota; Eurotiomycetes; Eurotiales; Aspergillaceae
Source: the annotation of a GenBank genome assembly